CACCCGUAGGACAGUGAAAGCACCUUUCGAUUCAACAGGGACGAAAGUCGGCUCCGCUUCCAGUCUUAAAUAAAUUCAAUGUGAUGUUGUAACUGCGUUUAAGACAAUAAAACAACGAUCGGCUCGUGCUGAUGCUGUUGUUUAUCGGGGCUUCGAUGCACGUGCGAUUUCAUGUUAGAACAUGAACAGCAUUUUAAAAGUUUGCGUUGGUCAGCAGGCCGUGAGAAACUUUCUUAAGCCAACAUUAGAGACCUUUACGAUAACGAGCCGAGGGAAAAAGCUAUUGAAUCCACCGCCGAGGAAAAGGUUAUCUCCGUGGCUAAUUAAGCAGAAUCGAGUGCAACACAGAGAUGACUUAACGCCGGAGAAUAAAGAAUUUAUACAGCAGGUUAUAAAAGACAAGUAUGCGCCAUCGAAUAAUGACAUUGAGAGGUUUUCUCCCUUAAAGCUAGACACGAUCGAACCAAUAACCGAAUGGCAACCACAUUAUAGACGAGUUGGUGUUAUUGCUAAGAAAAUAGGUAUAGUGCCACUGUGGUUAAAAAAUGGAAAAAAAAUUAUAACCACCAUGCUUCAAGUGUCCGAUAAUCACGUGAUUAAAUAUAUACCACCAGAGGAAUAUAAGCCCAUGAUAUCAAAACGAAAGACCGUGUGGCCAAGAACUAUGGGCUGCCUUAUCGUGGGAGCUGAAAGUUGCGACCCUCAAUUGUUUACUAAAGAGUACUGUGGGCUAUUCAAUGAUUCGGGAGUAAUGCCAAAACGUUUAUUGGCCAGAUUUUCCAUAUCCCCCGAAGCUGCACUGCAACCUGGCACUCCGUUAAGCGCAUCUCACUUUCAAAUUGGCGAUUUCAUCGAUAUUAGAGGAAAAACAAUCGAUAGAGGAUUUCAAGGUGUAAUGAAGAGAUGGGGAUUUCAUGGUAUGCCCGCUAGCCAUGGAGUUACAAAAACACAUAGGAGACCAGGAAAUAUUGGCUCUGGAAGCCAUAAAGCCCGUGUAUUACCAGGAACAAAAAUGCCCGGUCAUAUGGGAAAUCGGUAUCGCAUUAUAAGAGGCCAAAGAAUAAUUCGAAUGAAUACAAAAUACAAUAUUAUUUGGAUUCACGGAGAUGCCGUAGCUGGCGCAACAAACAGUUUUGUUCAAAUUUAUGACACCGUUUUACCGUUUAAAACUUCCAAAGCAUUAAACGUAACUCCACGUUUCCCAACUUAUUUUCCAAAUCUUCAGAAAGAAGCUUUACCAGAAGAAUUAUUUGCAGAUGACUUACAUAACUUUGCCGAUCCAACAAUUAUAUACACAGAUGAAUAAAUAUUUUAUAUUAGAUAAUUAUUAAUUAUUAAUUAAAAGUUUUAUAAAAUA
Molecule: messenger RNA, 1357 nt
Organism: Ceratosolen solmsi marchali
Lineage: Eukaryota; Metazoa; Arthropoda; Insecta; Hymenoptera; Agaonidae
Gene: mRpL3
Product: mitochondrial ribosomal protein L3
Exons: 7
Coding region: 182-1306 (374 amino acids)
Biological process (GO): translation
Cellular component (GO): ribosome; mitochondrial large ribosomal subunit
Molecular function (GO): structural constituent of ribosome
Source: RefSeq, a predicted model, not a curated record